UAGGUACUACGGGGAAGAAAGCUGUUAGCUCUGUUUGUCCCUAGCCGAGCUUGCAGCACAGAAUCGACAGGAUGCGUGGGCGGCAAGACGAAAAAGCCGCGUCCGAGGUUGUGGACGCUUCCAGACACAAGACUGAUUUAUGCAGCAGGCGCUCCUUGGCUGCAUCUGCAAUGCUAGCUCAAGGCGAGAAUGCUUUGGGCACGUUGCCAUCUGCGUCCACAGUCAUCCUGGCGCAACUGCCAUGGUGGAAAAGGAAAGUAUCAGCAACGUUCUCACACCUACACUGUCCUUAUUGGCCACAGAAGAGACCAGGGUCACGAUGUUGGGCAACCAUGACGAUAAGAGCAGUCGGACAAGCUGAAGCCGUUGCAGAUGCGGUCUCGUCACCGGGAGGUAUGGUGACAAGCUCGAUGUACUGACCACUUCGGAGUGCCAUGACGAGGACGGGGAUCGCUAACCUCCACUAGAAUGUUGCACAGACACAGACGAAAUACACAGAUGAAAGAGGCUAUUUACACUGGAGCCAGAAAGCCAGCCCGACACUCGCUCACGCCAUAAGCCCAGACACACUUCAUCUCUUCCUCGCGGCGGCUUGCCUUUUGAGCAUCUCUCGAUGAGAUUGUAAUAAUAUGAAUGUCUGUACUAUAUAGUGUGGUGUGUAGUGCGUGAC
Messenger RNA from Dermacentor andersoni, 670 nucleotides. NCBI's taxonomy places the organism in Eukaryota, Metazoa, Arthropoda, Arachnida, Ixodida, Ixodidae. The record is from RefSeq and is a predicted model, not a curated record.